Messenger RNA from Triplophysa rosa, 1840 nucleotides. RefSeq names its product programmed cell death 7 (gene pdcd7). The record is from RefSeq and is a predicted model, not a curated record. The transcript has 5 exons. The coding region runs from base 16 to 1593 and encodes 525 amino acids. NCBI's taxonomy places the organism in Eukaryota, Metazoa, Chordata, Actinopteri, Cypriniformes, Nemacheilidae.
GAAGCCGCGCCGGAAAUGUUUCGUUCGCGUCUUCUUCCUGAUUCAGGAGGAGCUGUGAAAGCGCAACACAGCGGCAGAUUUCAGCUUGAGAUGAUGGAUAAUUCGCAGCAGCACAGUUCUAAAAGCUUUCCACCGCCUCCCUUCAAAGACCCUGCGGGUUCAGACAGCGGACUUUACACAGGACCACCACCGAUACCUCCUCCACCCGGACCGGCGCACACAUGGAACAUGUACCCGCAUCAAUGGCCCCCUUUCCCACCCGGUGCACCUUAUCUACCUUUCGACCCCAGCAGACCACCGCCAGGAACCUUCGAAACACCCCAGUACAAUGACAUACCUCCUCCAACCUGGACUCAGAACGAGUGGAACCCCCCAGACCCCCAUUUCAGAGGACACUUCCCACCACAUUCCGCACCAGCACCAUAUCAGUCCAACUUCAGAUCAGACAGCACCAACAGACAGAACUACCCCUUUACAGACAGACCCUGGCCGGAUGACUACCAAAGCAACCAGGACCAAACCAGAAGCACCUCCACAACAGCAUCUGAUGAAGAAUCGCUGCAGAGAUCGAAAGACGAGCGGUGGGUUCACGGUUUCCUGCUUCAAAUCUCAACCAAAGAUCAACCACCAGAGCCCCCGAAGUACAAACCUUCUAUUGCGGAGUUCAGACAGAAGCUCUACGGGACUCUUCAGAUGGUGUCGGAGUUAAAUCAAGUGCGUCAGAUGUUAGAAGAUAACUUGGAAAAUGAACGCGUUUGGACUGAGACGCUCUCAAAAGCAGCGGAGUUAAAGAACAUCGUACGGGAGAGACUGACCUCUCUGAAGGACCCUGACUGUCUCGGCAGCAUCCAGAGGAAACUGCUGUUGAUAAAGAAGAAAAGAGCAAGGGGGCGGAGGAGAAAGAGGGAGGAGAGGGAGGAGAUGCAAGAACAGGAGGUCAGAAGAGCCCAGCGACAGGCGGAGGUGGAUAAGUGGCAGAUGAAACGCAUUCAAGAAGUGGAGGAGAAGAACAGGGAGAAAGAGUUGAAGUUGGCUGCCGAUGCUGUGCUUUCUGAGGUCAGAAAGAAACAAGCCGAUACCAAGAGAAUCCAAGACAUACUGAAGUCACUGGAAAAGCUGAGAAAACUUCGCAAAGAGGCUGCCGCCAGAAGAGGCAUGUUUCCAGAAAAGCAGAGUGACGAGACGUUCGAGGGUCACUUGGAGCGUCUGAGGUGUCUGAUCAGUAAACGCACGGCCGUCUAUGCGGCGGAGGAGAAAGCUCUGAGGGUCAUGCUGGAGGGAGAGCAGGAGGAGGAACGGAAGCGAGAUCGGGACAUCCGUCAGAAAAAAGAAAAGGAGAAGCUGUUUCAGAAGAAGCGAGAGGUUGAUUUCAUGCUGUUUGGAGCUGAAUUACCGCCCCAUCACCCUCUUCAGCCUUUCCAAGAUUACUACACGCAGGCCGAGCGCUCCCUUCCUGCACUGAUACAAAUAAGGAGAGAAUGGGAUCAGUUUCUGGUUCCGGUUGAACAUCCCGAUGGUACCCCGGUUCCUCAGGGCUGGGUUCUCCCCGACCAGCCAUCUGAUGACAUCUGGGCCACGGCGCUGGAGAAAUGACACAUUCUUUUUCUAACCAAUGACUGUUUCUAAAAAAUAACCAGACGAGUGACUCCGCUGGUUAAAAUGUCCUCACCGGCCUCCGGAUUUCAUCCGUUUGAAUGGAUUUAACAUAAAGGAUGUUCAGUCUAUAAGUAGUCUCUGAAACACGUCACAUGUUGACUUGAUUACGUCACAUCGGCGUCCUGUGAUCUGCUUUGGACACCUAAGCAGGUUGCGUCGCUUACAAAUAAAAGAUGCAUAUUCA